AUAUCAUGGGCUUUAAACCUUUUUUGAACCUUACAAAUUCAAAUCCAUUUAGUAUCAUUUUAAGACCUUAAUGUAAGAAAUAGAAUCCUAAAAAUAACUAGAAAUAGAAUCCUAAAAAUAACUAGAAAUAGAAUCCUAAAAAUAACUAAAAAUUAAAAAAGUAAACAGGGAAUGUUACAAAAACGAAAUUGUAUAAUUUAUGUUAAUAUCACACACACACACACACACACAUUUUGUUUGUUAAUACUUGUUGCCGUGCCCAUUAGACUUAUAGUUUUCUUUAGAAAAUGGAUAAUGUUAUAUGCAUAACGUUGGAUAUUGAAGGUUACUCAAAUGUGCCUCAGAAAUUACUCUGUUGAUUUUCUAAUUUCUGAUCCUGUUGUGUGACCUACUCUGUCGACCAUUUCAUAUUCAGUUUUUCCUUAAUAAUAUGACCAACUAUCUUUCAACACAUCAGCAUUAAGGCCCUAUUGUCUCAUCUGAUGAAGUGGUAUGCUCUAUCCUGAAACCUGCUACUUGUUCCUGAUUACUUUGAAGGUUACUUUUUAACUGUUUCUAUUUCAUUUCUGAAAACUUUAUGCUGCUGACAUUGGCAUUGGAUUAAAUCCAGGAAUGCUUACAAUAUGGUGCUGCACAAAUUUGGAGAGAAACUGUACUCUGGACUUGUGGCAACCAUGACUUUUCAUCUGAAGGAGAUAUGUAGUUCAAUUGAAGCUGCUCAGGGAGGGUUAUUUUUGGAAGAGCUGAACAGGAAGUGGGCAGAUCAUAACAAGGCCUUGCAAAUGAUCCGAGAUAUAUUGAUGUACAUGGAUAGGACAUUCAUUCCAAGUGCCCACAAAACUCCAGUGCAUGAGCUUGGGUUGAAUCUGUGGAGGGAUGUUGUCAUCCACUCCAGCAAAAUCCAGACUAGGCUUCUGGAUACACUUCUUGAACUCAUACAGGGAGAAAGGAGUGGUGAAGUCAUAAACAGGGGUUUGAUGAGGAAUAUCACAAAGAUGUUAAUGGAUCUGGGUUCUUCUGUUUACCAGGAUGACUUUGAGAAGCAAUUUCUUGAGUCUUCAGCUGACUUUUAUCGCCUUGAGUCUCAAGAGUUCAUUGAGUCUUGUGAUUGUGGGGAGUAUCUAAAGAAAGCUGAGAGACGUCUAAAUGAGGAAAUAGAGAGAGUUUCUCACUAUUUGGAUGCAAAAAGUGAAGCCAAAAUAACCAACGUGGUAGAGAAGGAGUUGAUAGAAAGUCACAUGCAGAGACUUGUCCAUAUGGAGAACUCAGGGUUAGUUAAUAUGAUUGUAGGUGACAAAUAUGAGGACUUGGGAAGGAUGUAUUCCUUGUUUCGUCGGGUAGCUAGUGGGCUUGUUUUAAUCAGAGAUGUUAUGACUUCAUACAUCCGGGAAACUGGGAAGCAGCUGGUUACAGACCUUGAACGGUUAAAGGAUCCAGUAGAUUUUGUACAACGUCUCUUGGAUAUAAAAGAUAAAUACGACAAGAUUAUUGGUUCAGCAUUUAGCAAUGACAAGACUUUCCAAAAUGCUUUGAAUUCCUCAUUUGAGUACUUCAUUAAUUUGAAUUCUCGCUCUCCUGAAUAUAUCUCUUUGUUUGUUGAUGACAAACUUCGGAAAGGAUUGAAGGGGGUUAGUGAGGAGGAUGUAGAGAUUAUACUUGACAAGGUUAUGAUGCUCUUUCGUUACCUGCAAGAGAAAGAUGUGUUUGAGAAGUAUUACAAACAACAUUUGGCCAAACGGCUUCUUUCAGGGAAGACCGUCUCUGAUGAUGCAGAAAGAAGUUUGAUUGUAAAACUCAAAACGGAGUGUGGCUAUCAGUUUACUUCAAAAUUGGAGGGUAUGUUCACUGACAUGAAGACAUCAGAAGAUACAAUGCAGGGCUUUUAUGCAAAUGUGGGUGCUGAUUUAGGGGAUGGUCCUACACUCUCUGUCCAGGUCCUAACUACUGGUUCAUGGCCAACUCAGCCAAUCAAUACAUGCAACCUUCCUACAGAAAUUCUCAGUAUAUGUGAAAAGUUCCGUAACUACUAUCUUGGGACCCACACUGGGCGGAGAUUGACCUGGCAAACAAAUAUGGGCACAGCUGAUUUGAAGGCAACCUUUGGGAAGGGCCAGAAGCAUGAGCUAAAUGUAUCCACAUAUCAGAUGUGUGUACUUAUGCUUUUCAACAACACCGAUCGACUGACCUAUAGAGAGAUUGAGCAGGCCGCAGAAAUACCUGCCUCAGACUUGAAGAGAUGCCUGCAAUCUCUUGCCUGUGUGAAGGGAAAAAAUGUGCUACGGAAAGAGCCAAUGAGCAAGGACAUAGCUGAUAGUGAUGCCUUCUUCUUCAACGACAAGUUCACAAGCAAAUUCUUCAAGGUCAAGAUAGGCACAGUGGUUGCACAGAGGGAAUCUGAACCUGAGAAUCAAGAAACUAGGCAGAGAGUGGAGGAAGAUAGAAAACCGCAGAUUGAGGCAGCAAUUGUGAGGAUCAUGAAGGCAAGGCGGGUGCUGGAUCACAACAACAUUGUUACUGAGGUGACAAAGCAACUACAGUCACGGUUUUUACCAAACCCUGUUGUAAUCAAAAAACGAAUAGAGUCCCUUAUUGAACGCGAGUUCUUAGAGAGGGAUAAGGGGGAUAGGAAAUUGUAUCGCUACCUUGCUUAAAAAGAUUGUCUGGUUGUCUCCUCUUGAUCCCUUAUUUUCGCCAAUAUCAGGUCAUUUUAAUGCGGAGUUAAACUUUUUCUCCGUCUGAACGCAGUAAUAUUUCUCUUAAAUCAUAUGCAAUUCAGGUCGCUUUUAAUGCUUAU
Molecule: messenger RNA, 2794 nt
Organism: Rubroshorea leprosula
Lineage: Eukaryota; Viridiplantae; Streptophyta; Magnoliopsida; Malvales; Dipterocarpaceae
Source: the annotation of a GenBank genome assembly